AUCAUGAGCCCCCAGAUGUGCAUUUUGCUUCUGUGUGGUGCUUGGGUUAUUGGCCUCAUUCAUGCAGUGGUCCAGUUAGCUUUUGUUGUCCAUUUGCCUUUUUGUGGUCCUAAUGAGAUAGAUAGCUUCUAUUGUGACCUUCCUUGGUUUAUCAAACUUUCCUGCACAGACACCUACAGAAUGGAAUUCAUGGUUACUGCCAACAGUGGGUUCAUUUCCAUGGCCACCUUCUUCUUCCUGCUUAUCUCCUAUAUCUUCAUCUUGGUCACUGUAUGGAGGCGUUCCUCAGGUGGCUUGUCUAAAGCCUUUUCUACUUUGUCAGCUCACAUCACUGUGGUGGUUUUGUUCUUCGGACCGUGCAUCUUUAUUUAUGUGUGGCCAUUUCCCACAGUGCCUGUGGAUAAGUUUCUUGCCAUUUUGGACUUUCUGAUUACACCCAUUCUGAAUCCCAUUAUCUACACACUGAGGAAUAAGGACAUGAAGAUGGCAAUGAAGAGACUGAGUAGUCAACUCCUGAGUUUGAGAAUGAUCUCCUAA
Molecule: messenger RNA, 537 nt
Organism: Suricata suricatta (meerkat)
Lineage: Eukaryota; Metazoa; Chordata; Mammalia; Carnivora; Herpestidae
Product: olfactory receptor 4F6-like
Exons: 1
Biological process (GO): G protein-coupled receptor signaling pathway
Cellular component (GO): membrane
Molecular function (GO): olfactory receptor activity
Source: RefSeq, a predicted model, not a curated record